GACAAUGUUGUAUCCAAUCAAUGCAUAAUUUUGUCUAUCAAAAUUCAAUAUUAUUUUUAUUGUUUACUUUAGGUAAUGAAGGCACCAUAGAGAAAUAUUGGUAUUGUAUGGGUAUUUUAUUAUUAAUUCCAUAUAAUUGGAAAUGGUGUUUACUCAACGAUGAUUUCAUACUAGAUGGAUUUUAUAAAAUGUGUCAAGCUGUAAAAAAUGAUGAAAAUCAAAUAAAACUAAAACAAGCAUGUAUUGAAUUAGUUAAUUAUAUUUUAUAUCGUUUGAACAGACGAAGAUAUGAAUAUCUUGAAAAUUUUGAUUCAAGAGAAUUGCUUAAUUCCCUAUUAUUGCUAUAUAAUUUAAAACUCGAUGAUAAUCAAUCUGUUUUAAAUGCUCUUAUUUCAACAAUUAAAAAUCAUUCAUUUACUCAAGGUCUAUUUUGGUACGAGAGUAUGCACAAUAUAAUAUACAACGUUGGCAAUGUAAUUGGUUGGCAUCAAAUUGGAAUUUAUAUCUAUGAUGCAUUUAAAAUAUCUUUAGAAGAAAACACUAUUGCACAAUCUGUGAAAUUUUUAAUCUCUUUUAUUUCAAGUAUGUUAAUCGUUUUAAUUUACUUAGGAACAUAG
Messenger RNA from Rotaria sp. Silwood1, 617 nucleotides. Lineage: Eukaryota; Metazoa; Rotifera; Eurotatoria; Philodinida; Philodinidae. The record is from the annotation of a GenBank genome assembly.